Jatropha curcas is the source of this 2376-nucleotide messenger RNA. RefSeq names its product DNA-binding bromodomain-containing protein. Gene Ontology annotation, molecular function: protein binding. NCBI's taxonomy places the organism in Eukaryota, Viridiplantae, Streptophyta, Magnoliopsida, Malpighiales, Euphorbiaceae. The record is from RefSeq and is a predicted model, not a curated record.
UACGGAUAUUCCAAUGAUAAACCCAAGGUCUUCCUCGCGUCAAUGAGCGAGUUAGGGAUAGAGUAGAGAGCGAGAGAGAGAGCCAAAAACCCUAGCGGGAGCUCACUCUCUGUCUCCACUAUAAACCCUUCUUUACUCUACUCAACUCUUUCUUUCAACCUGUUAGUUUUGCAUAACAGCGAUCUACUAGCGGUGCGUAUUAGUUAUCUCUGUUUCUCCCGUUUCUCCGAAUCGAAGCGGAUCCAUUGUUCGACGGCCUCUUCUUUGAUCUUGGUUUCCAAUGGAUUUUGUUGCUGCUCAUGCAUUUUGAUUUUCUUUUUAUAGGGCACUGAUUGGUUCAGUGUCGUUGCAUUGAGGAGGUAGAACCUGGAAAUUUAGGUGGUACAUAUCUUGUGUUCUUGCAGUUCACAAUGAUUGCUGCUCAGACUGUUACAGCAAAGAAGUUGAAGAUUAAGUUUUCUUCCCAAAUAUCAGAAUCUGCUCCUGGGAUAAAGGCAUGUGUGUCGGCACGUCAUGCGGCUGAGAAUUAUCAUCAUUGGUCUGAUGAGACACGGAAUAUGAAGCAGAAACCUACGGGGUCAGGGUCUAAUAAACGUGGCCCGCCAUUGAUCAUGGAGGCUGAACCACAGAAGAGGCAGAAGAUGGAUCGCAGUGUGACACAGCAGUGUUCUUCACUUGUAAAAUCACUCAUAAAUAAUCCGUGUGGUUGGGUUUUCAAGGAUCCAGUGGAUCCAGUGGCACUGAAUAUUCCUGACUAUUUUUCAAUUAUAUCAAAACCCAUGGAUUUAGGGACAGUAAAAUCCAAGCUUGAGAAGACUAUGUAUUCUGGAACCAACGAGUUUGCGGCUGAUGUCAGAUUGACUUUCUCUAAUGCCAUCCUAUAUAAUCCUCCAUCAAAUUAUGUCCACAAAAUGGCGCAGAAACUGAAUAAGAUUUUUGAGACCAGGUGGAAAUCUCUCCAGGCGAAAUGGAAUCAUGAAAUUUCAAAUCCCAGCAGUGGAAAAGUUUUGACUGGAAAGCCAGAGGAAGUCAGUGAUAUAAGAAAGAAUUGUCCUGGAACAGCCCCUCUUCACAAUGCUGUUUUAGCUAAAAGGGAAAAAUCAUCAAAGGCAACAAAUAAUUUAUCACAUGCUAGAAAAGAAGUAAAACUUUCUAAGCCAGGGGAGAGUUGUGUUCGCAAGGUGAUUGAACGAGAUUCUAACAAAGGCACUAAUAGUGGUGGUCGACGUGCUUGUGGCUCUGCCAAUGUCAAGCAAUCAUUGAGCCCUGUUGUUAGUGGAUGUGGCACAUGUGGGAGUAUUACCUGCCAGUGUAGCCUUCGUAGCGACUCCACCCAUGCUUCCUCAGAUAUAUCAUCUGAGAGGUCAUCAGGCAGAGAUAACCAUGCAUGCAGCACAGAGCCAUCAGUAUCGGGUUGUCAGGGGAAGCACAUGUCAACUUCACAGAUAAGCAAGUCAGAUCCAGAUUCUGAUGGGGCUGUAAGUGCUUUGGAUGAUGAAAAUAUAUGCCCCAGUUCUCAGCUUACGACUAGUGCAACAGAUGCAACUUCUGCAGAAGGAUGGAGACAACCUAUUUUAGAUGUACAAUUGUCUCCGACAAAGGCCCUUCGAGCUGCAAUGCUAAAGCAUCGAUUUGCAGCCACAAUCUUGAAAGCGCAGCAUAAGACACUCCUGGAUCAAGGUGAUAAGGCUAAUCCAUUGAAGUUGCAGCAGGAAAAGGAAAGAUUGGAGAAGAGGCAGCAGGAAGAUAAGGCUUUGAUUGAAGCCAAAAUUAGAGCUGCUGCAGAUGCUUCACGAAAGAGGGAAGAAGCUGAGUUGAAAAGGCAACGUGAGAAAGAAAGGGAAGCUGCUCGAGUUGCAUUGCAGAAGAUGGAAAAAACUGCUGAGAUAGUGCAGAACCUUGACGUUUUAAAAGAACUUGAGAUGCUUAGUGGGGGUACCUUAUUCUACAAAUUUCAUGUUGAUAGCAGAAGAGCUGGAAACGUGGCUGGAGACCCUCGUAGCCCAUUGGAAAAACUGGGUCUGUUCAUUAAGGAUGAUGCUGGUGAAGAGGAUGAGAUAUUAAAUAGGGAUGAAGAGGAAGGCGAAAUAUUUCCAUGAAAUAUUUAACCCAACAUGAUGAGCUAUUUUUCUUUUCUUCUUUCUGUCUGUUAAUAGCUUUUGGCAGUUAGGCGAAGAGACAUUAUAUUUGUAAAUGGAUGUAUUUUUGUAGAGAUAUGGGUGAAAACCCUGUAGUCAAUGCAAGUCUAUAAAGGGUCGGUAUAAUAUAGUCGACUGGUUUACCUCUGUUCUGUGCUAUGAUUAAUUUUUGUCAGCGUAAAUCUAAAUGUUUGGCAUUGUCUUGACGUGAAAUGAAUGAUUUGAUUAAAGUUUGAAA